Messenger RNA from Fusarium redolens, 3558 nucleotides. RefSeq lists its product as uncharacterized. Gene Ontology annotation, cellular component: membrane. The record is from RefSeq and is a predicted model, not a curated record. The coding region runs from base 1 to 3558 and encodes 1185 amino acids. Gene Ontology annotation, molecular function: D-arabinono-1,4-lactone oxidase activity; FAD binding. NCBI's taxonomy places the organism in Eukaryota, Fungi, Ascomycota, Sordariomycetes, Hypocreales, Nectriaceae. The transcript has 5 exons.
AUGGCAGAUAAUAACCACAUCGGCGAAGCUGGUCUUCACCAUCUUCCUCUCCGAAUGAGAGACGCGCCACUUUCCAAAUUCCCUACUCUAAACCAACGCCAUGGCAAAAAAGUACCUGAGAGUUUACACUUCACCCCCGGAGCUUUUCGGCUUCGAUCACCCACGGAGUCGUCUAUGAGUAGCAUCUCUUCGGCGAAUGUGCCUGAUUCUGCGACGACGCAUUCGCUUUCUACGCUGGCGAGUCCGAUUAGUACGACGUAUGCGAGUUCGAUCCAGGAGCAGUUUGCUGCUGCGACGCUGGAUGGGUCGCGGCCUGCGAGUCGCAUCUGUCAUCGGCAUAAUCCGUCGAAUGGAACUUGUUCGACGUUUGUUAAUGAGGAUGAUGAUGCGAUUGUCACGGGAUAUCCCGAGUUUGAUAUCAAGAUUAGGAAUUUGAAUGAGCUGAAUCCCAGAUCGGUCGUUCAAGAGGUUAAGCCUGAGAGUACAGAAUCUUUCGUCAAAGAGGAGAGGGUUCUUACGCCCACGACAGAGUCACAUCACACAGAUGAUGUUUCUAAUGAUGAUGAAGAUGACUCUGAAGAUUUGUCACAAGAGGAUGCAAACUCAGUGCUCAAUUACGCACUUCAGGUCAUCUACGGCGUCGACCUCAACGACGUCUCAAUCCCUCAAGACAAGGUUCAAAGCCUCGUAUCCAAUUUCACCCAAGACAUAAGCCAACAUAUUUGGCAAUCUGCUUCAGAUGGGCAAUUAUCUCAUACAAUGUCAACAUCAAGCUCUUCUUCUACACCCUCGCAAGACGCUAAUGGCGAUCGUCGAGGCGGAAAGAGGAAGAAGCAGGGGAGACGUGACGACGAAGGCGAUGAGUUUAGCGAUGGUGAAGGCUCAGGAUACUUGCCUACAAAGCGUUCACGACCGAAUCCCAAGGAAGAUGAAAAUCUUCGAUUGAGUUGCCCAUUCCGAAAGAGGAAUCCUCAUAGGUUCAACGUGAGGGAUCAUCAUAGCUGCGCAAUGACUUAUUUCCCCAAAUUCGCAGAGCUCAGGCAACACAUUGUUAAGCAGCAUAAGCGCGAUGAUCCCUCCGCUUUUGUCUGCGAUCGCUGUAGUCGCGACUUUCCCACGCGAAAGGAAUUACGUGAUCAUCAACGUUUGCCAAAGGAGUAUAUGUGCGACAUCGCUGAUGCUGAUGCCGAGAGCGGUAUUGAUCCCCAGACAGCGACGAAGCUGUUAAGUAGAAAGAGAGCGAGCGGUACUUCUCCUGAGGUUCAGUGGAAGGAAAUCUGGAACAUCGUAUUCCCUGAUGAUGAUGAUAGUGAUGUUCGACCAUAUGAAUACACUCCUGUGAUCGAGCACUUUGAAGUCGAAUCCAAGUACCGAGAAGCGUUCGACCAGCUCAAAUACUCCCUUCUCGACAAAAUUUCCAACCCAGCAACCCUUGAAACCCUCUCUACAAAAUUCUACCAAUGCUUCGUCGAAACACUCGACCAAUGCAUCGCCAACGCUCAAAGCAUGCCCUACACAAACCGCAGCAAUAAAAAGAACGACAUAAUCCGCUCCCAAGCAACACAAAGCGUCCGCAAACCCCGCGGUAUAAUGCCUAGACCUGAUUCCGGCGUUGUGAUGGACGAUGGAUCCGAAGAGAGCGGUAGUGUGAUGCUCGGUCAUAGAGAUAGUGUGCGAACUGUCAGAACUGCCUUACGGGGAAGUCAAGUUCCUGAGACGGUGAGGGAAGUUGUUCCUACUACUGGGUUUGACGAGUUGAUGCAGCCGAUGCUGGGGAUGGAUGGGGCGGAUGUGCAGGCUUGGAAUAAUGGGGUUAUGUAUCCGCAGAUGAUGCCUGAGCAACUCAUUCCUACGGGGGGAAUGACGCCGCAGACGGAGUUUGUUAAUUGGGGGCAGAUAUAUCCUGGUUUUGAUACGUUGGGUGCAGAUCUCGUUGCAAAGUUCGACAAUGAUCCAACAAACACUACUCUCGCUGAGGAAGUACAUCGUCGUACAAUCGACCCCUCCCUCAGCGGUGAAUUAUUCCAAGAAAUAAAAAAUCUUAAAGAUUCCAUUGAAGGUGUUCCCAAGUCUGGCAGAGAAAUCUUCAGACCUCGCCCUCCCCCCAAGAACUCAUGGGCCAAUUGCAUCGGCCAGCAAAAAUGCACUCCCAAAUCCUUACGCUAUCCAAGGAGUCUAUCAGACCUUAUUCAAGCUGUCAAGGAUGGCAGGGAACAGAAAUUGAAUGUCAGGGCUGUUGGUUCGGGACAUUCGUUCUCGAAUAUUUGUCCUACUGAUGGGAUUCUUCUUGAUCCUCAUGGCAUGAAUAAGUUUCUGAAGUUGAACUCUGAGACUUUGAAGGACCCUUCCAAAGCUUCUGACCACGUUCUUGUUGAGAGUGGAAUCACGAUUAAGGAUUUGAACUCGCAGCUUGAUAACAUGGGUAAAGCUCUUGCGACUAUGGGUGCGUAUGAUGGACAGACUCUUGUCGGAGCUAUAUCAACUGGCACUCAUGGAAGCGGUAAAGAUUCUGGAAACCUUGCCAGUCUUGUCCGCGCGAUUAUCUUGGUUUCAGAAACUGGAACUGUUUAUCAGAUCGAACCAAAGGCUGGAAUCACUGAUCCUGCCAAGUUCGUCCCGGGCGAUGCUCAGGAACUCAAGCAGGAUGAUGAUUGGUUUCAAGCCGCGCUCAUCGCUAUGGGCUGCCUGGGUCUCGUCUACUCUUACAUCAUCGAAGUGGUACCCACGUUCUUCCUAAGUGAGGUCCGCUCGUUGACAAAUUGGCAAGACUACAAGUCCCAGCUUGCAGGGGGUCUUGCUUCCAAGCCUCUUCAAGAUCACUACUUCGAAAUCGACCUGAAUCCUUACGAAACACUGGGUCGUAACAUCGCAGUUACCACCAUCCGUAAAAUCUCGGACGCUACAGAGCCCGAAGGCAGUCGCGGAUUCCCCAACUGGCUCGCUGGCCUUCUCGCCCAACACCACUGGGUCGAAGACAUUCUCGUCUGGAUCCUCAAUCGCUGGCCCCUCCACAGUCCCGGUAUCAUAACCACCGCCAUGAAAAGCCUCCCCGUAAAGCACUACAUCGACAAGAGUUUCAAAGUCCUCAACAUCGGCGCCGUCGACGACGUAAAAGCCUACGCCAUGGAACUAUCCUUCGACGCCAACCAAAACAUAGUCUCCAUCGUCGACCGCAUCCUUGCACUAUUCCAAAAAGCAGCUAGCGAGAAAAGAUGGUUCCUGGCUGGUCCGUUUGCUCUGCGGUUUGUGAAAGAGUCUACUGCGUUUUUGGCGCCGCAGCAGGGGAGGACGACGAUGAUGGUGGAGAUGGAUAUGUUGUUUGGGGUUACGACGGGGGAGGAGUUGUUGAAGUUUAUGAGGGAGGAGUUGUGUAAAGGAGAGGAGGGGAAGAGUGUUAGGGUUCAUUGGGGGUUGGACUUGGAUACUGUUAGAAAGGGGGAUUUGGAGAAGAUGUAUCCUGAGUCGGAGAGGUGGUUGGCUGUCUAUAAGGACUUGAACUCGACGGGGAUUUGGAAUAGCCCUUUCACGGAGCGUCUUGGUAUUUCUAUGCCUAUGUAA